Messenger RNA from Entrophospora sp. SA101, 1469 nucleotides. Lineage: Eukaryota; Fungi; Glomeromycota; Glomeromycetes; Entrophosporales; Entrophosporaceae. The record is from the annotation of a GenBank genome assembly.
AUUGUUUAAAAGUUAAAGAUAAAUCUUCACGCUUUAGUAAAGGAAUUCUUGAAAGACCAUUUUAUUUGGCACUAAUUGAAAUGUUGACAAAUUGUUUUGGGAAUGGAGGAAAAUUUCCUGAUAACGUUAAAAAAAGUAAAGUUUUUAUGCUAGAAAAUAUAAAUUUAACACGAUUAGAAGAUAUUGAAAAUGAGAUGAAAAAAUUAAUUGAUUUGUGGAAUGGAUUUCCAAUUAUAUUUCAAAAUUCUCAUAAAUCGAUGAUCAAAGAAUUUUUAUUUGGUUUUUUAAAUUUUGAAGAUUUAAACACUUUCUUGGGGUUAAAGACAACUUUUAAAUCAUCAUCACACCUUCCACCAUCAUUUAACGAGUGUGUUGAGUCAUUUACAAGGGUUUAUAUUAAAAAAAAUCAAAAAAAGAAUCCCAGGAAUCCUAAUAGUAGUAAUAUAUUAACAAUUGGUGGUAAAGCAUUAUCAAAACAUUCUCAUCGUGACAAAUCAACUUUAUUUUGGGGAGUUUGUACUGGAACUGAAAGCAAAAAAAAUGAACAAGCAAAUCAUGUUUUAGCUAAAAUUAUAACAAAUGCAUCUUGGGUGAAUUUACAUUCACUUCCACACGAUAUACUUGUAUAUGAAAUACGUAAUGAUUUAGGGUAUGGACAAAAAUUAUGUUUCGUGGAAGCAUGCGGGUUCGAAUAUACUUCAAAAUUACAACGUAUGUUUACUGAUAUGGGUUUAAGUAAGGACCUUAACGAUCAAUUUAGAGAAAGACAUUCAGUAGAACAAGUAGAUAAUCAAGUCGACUUUUCGGUUUUAGUAUUGGGUACUGCAUCUUGGCCACUUCAGCCCUCCACAACAAAUUUUAGUAUCCCAGAAGAGGUUGAAAGAACAUUUCAACGAUUCAAGAUUUUCUAUCAAAAUAAACAUUCAGGUCGUAAAUUGAAUUGGCUUUUCCAUCUUUCAAAAGGUGAAUUAAAAGCUAACUACUUGAAAGCAACAAAAACGGGAUAUACUUUUCAGGUAUCUACAUACCAGAUGGGUAUUCUUUUGCAAUACAAUAAAGAUACAUCUUAUUCAUUUGAAGAAUUGAGCCAGAGCACGGAUUUAAGACAUGUAAAACAUAUAAAUGGGUUGCCUGUAUUUAUUAUUCAUGCUCAUAAAGAUUUGGAUAUUCCAUUAUCGAAUUCACGAGAAUUAUUUAAUCAAAUCGUUGCAUCACGACAACGACAAAACAAUCAUAUUGAACAUACAUUCACAAAUUUUGCACGCGAAGGAAUUUUGUAUAUGCAAACUGAUUUGAAAACAUGGUACCUACAACCAUUUUAUGCGGCUCAUAACAAUGCACAUGGUUGGGAAUUUGUUAGUGAACAGGUUAAAGAUUUCUUGGAAUUAAAUUCUAUGAGUGCUAGUAGCAGUAAUAAUGGUGGUAAUGGAGAUCAUGAAAAGAGAGAUGCUUGGGAACUUAUCGAUUAA